AUGAGGAGGUCCACACUGAGAUGGUGCUGCUUCUUCUUAAUUGCGGAUUUCAUUAAUGGCCUGCAGAAAAAAAGACUUGAGUUAUUCCAGAACGUCAUUAGCGCGGAUAUGGUUGGGAAGUGUAUGAUAGUGAAUCAGAAUGGGAGCGAGGAGGAACUCAAAAAGACCGAGCUGUUGUUCUCUCCAGUUCUGAGGUGCCAGGGUGAUGACGCACUCAUCUACGCACUCACUGAAUACAACCGAGUCAUCGUGACCUACCCAGACGCCAGAAACAUGCAGUGGUGCAGUCAGAUCAGAUUCGUGCACAAAACAUUCGGGGACAACUCGCUGACAGUCCAAGUGCAACCAGAUCCUGACUUUAAGAACUGCACCGUCCUGCAAUCCAACAAAAUUAGCCACAUUCUUACUACCUGCGUCAGAAAAGUAGAGUUGCACCUGCCAUGGAAUUUCACGAGUUCAGCAGCUCCACCAAUUGAUCUCUACAUCAGCAGUCAACAUACAAACUCCGUUCCAUUCGCUACAGUCCACCACAAAAAUUUCAGACGCGUGCAUAACAUACGCUUCAACAAGUUGGUGGCCGGGCGAGGCGAGGACAUUUCAUGUUACGCCGAUGGCGAUCCACAAGCGACGUACUGGGAAAUUUCCGUCAUGGGCUUCCAUAAAUACCUUCACGAUCAAAAAACCUUCAAGACAGCUAACAACACCAUAACUUUUUUCAAGUAUGGAAAGUUUGUUGUGACAUGUGAAGCCAGCAACACACUGGAUGGAGCAACUUUUACCGCCAAUCUAACAAAAGAUGUAGGCAUUUCACCGAGUGAAUCAAUGAGAGUGAGCGGUAAGUUGGGCAAAGUGGGUACAGUGGCCUACAUUGUGUUGUCUGUCUUCGUGUUUGCCCUCCUGGUCAUCGGUGGGCUAGUGGUCGUAGGCAAAGUCGUUUUGACGAGAAGAAACGCACUAACAGGAAGUUUACAAAUCGACAGAACUUUACAGGCUACCCUGGCAGCACAAGUAGCUUCAAACGAGGAGAACUUGCCCACGGAAGAAGCAAGCCCCUCAUCGUCUGAAACUGUAAAAUCUCAUCCACCUCUUAGUACCAAUGGCACAAAUUCCUCCAUAAAUCCAGCUAGUCCUUCUAAAGCACAAAAUCCACCAAAGGGUUAA
Messenger RNA from Helobdella robusta, 1161 nucleotides. RefSeq lists its product as hypothetical. NCBI's taxonomy places the organism in Eukaryota, Metazoa, Annelida, Clitellata, Rhynchobdellida, Glossiphoniidae. The transcript is spliced from 7 exons. Bases 1 to 1161 code for a protein of 386 amino acids. The record is from RefSeq and is a predicted model, not a curated record.